Molecule: messenger RNA, 2741 nt
Organism: Varroa destructor (honeybee mite)
Lineage: Eukaryota; Metazoa; Arthropoda; Arachnida; Mesostigmata; Varroidae
Gene: Prim2
Product: DNA primase subunit 2
Biological process (GO): DNA replication, synthesis of primer; DNA replication initiation
Cellular component (GO): alpha DNA polymerase:primase complex
Source: RefSeq, a predicted model, not a curated record
UGUCGAAGUUGCGUACACUGUAGUAUACUCCUUGUCGUUCCAAUAAUCUCUCGUAAAGGAGCACGGCAAUGGAGAAAAUUGAUUCUGUGUUAGAAGCUGUACCAGCCAUGAGUAAAUUUGGCUUUAAGAAAUAUACUUUCGAUAACUGAAACCAUCUCGACAAUUCCGUAAAGGUUUUGUAUACUCAGUGACGAUAUAAAAGCCGCUGACGCGAACUUUAGGUAACACUUGAUUCACAUGCGAAGACAAACACUAAUCAGUUGACGCUGCGUAGGCAAAAUCACAAUGCUCUCGCUGAUCAUCUGACAUUUGUUUGAAACAACAAGAUUUAUCGUAGGGAUUCUCCGAAAUAGUUCUAGGUGGCUUUUUCAGAAAAUGUCUUGUAAAUUUUGAUAAGACAUCGAAAUACGUAGCAAGUUACUAAAUUUCUGCUUUUACAUGGGCGCUUCAGCAGAAACGAAUCUCAUGGAUCACUUUCUUCCGAGCCGCCUAUGCCCCGUCUGAAGAAUUCGUUCAUUCGAUUUGGAUAAUUGGCGCCAAAAUCUUUACCAAUACCCGUAUCACGUCAGGCCAUAUCUGUUCUAUAAGUGCCGAAAAUAACUAUAUAUGUUAUAUUUAUAGUUUUUAUUAGAAACUGUUACAAUGCAGUUUAAUAAAAGUCGUCGCAUAGGCGGUCCUUUAAGACCAAAUAAAUUAGGCUUCAAACAACGUAAAAUCACAUUAUUGGAUAUGUAUGAAACUCCUGAAGAUAUUUUACCAGAUUUCUGCGGCAUCGAAGAGUUCUAUCAAGCAGCUUUUGAUCGUCUUCAAGUGUUGCAAACGUUAGAAGAUCUCUGUGGGCGUAUGGCCAGAAGCAGUACUGAGUUCGAACCACAACUUCUGAAAAGCCUCAGAGAGAAGAAGCUCAGGCAUUGGAUUUCCAGUUCUAGUGACCCUGACGGAGGCCUUGAACACAAGAAGCUCGAUGUUAUGUCCCACUUUACUCUACGGCUGGUAUAUUGCCAAAGCGAAGAUCUUCGUCGGUGGUACCUCCAAUGGGAAACUGAGUUAUUCCGCUGUCGACUUGAGCGUGAAAGUUCUGAAAUGAUACGAAUGUUUCAGGAAGAUUGGAAUCUUAUUUUUGAUCCAGUCGAUACUGAGGAAAAAGCUGAUAUAAUUAAUCAAGUGAUAGCAGCCAGGCCCCAAGCGAACGCUCAGCUUGUCAAUUCAUCAAGCCUAUACAAGGUUCACUUUACAAUAGUGCCUGAUAUGGUAUCAAGACGUCGAGUUUUCGUUCGCCAUGGUUACGCUUACCUUCUUCCCGAAGACACAAAGGGCAUCGUCGUCUCGGAAUUUCGCACAUAUCUCUCCAAGAUGCUGACAAAGCUUGCGACUUGCCCCAAUAUCUACAACAAGGACGACCAGGUGGCGCCGUUGAUAAAACUUUUGGCGCGUCGGCAAAUCCAAGCUGAACGCACUUUUCGCGACGAAGGUUCCGUGACGCCUGCGGAUCUCGAUAGUCUAUCGAAAAGCGCUUAUCCUCUUUGCAUGUCAGUGAUGCACGACUGGCUCCGGGAAAAGCACCAUCUGAAACACACAGGACGUUUGUCGUUAACCCUUUUCCUGAAAGGUAUCGGAUUGUCCAUGGAUGAUUCUCUUAAAUUCUUCAGUCAAGAGUUCGCCAAGUCUAUUGGUCAGGAGAAAUUUAGCAAAGAGUAUGCGUACGCAAUACGUCACUCAUACGGAAAAGAAGGCAAGAGAGCAGAUUACCGACCAUACAACUGCAUGAAGAUGGCUAGCUUACACAAUCCUUCCGGUAUGGAAUGUCACGGCUGUCCGUACAAGACUCUAGACACGGAAGUGCUAAAAUCGCGCCUUCGCAGCCGUGGAGUGACUCCAAGUGUAAUCAGUGAUGUACUUGCGGAUGUGAAGAACUUCAACUAUCAAGCUGCAUGCACACGAGUAUUCGAAAAUCGUACGGGACGUAUACUAGGCCAAAGCAUUGUCCACCCGAAUCAGUACUUUGAGGAAAGCGACAAAGUACUGAAAGGCACUUCUCAACUUCCAACAGAACCCAAUAAGACUGAAAAGACGAUUACCAAAAUAUAUAAGAAGGCAAAGCCGGAACCAGAAGAACGGGACAUAAAGCAAGAAGUAGAGGAAGCGGCAGGGGAUCAUAUGGACGAUGAUGAUGUGUGAAAGCAUUACUUUCAAAUAUUUGCAUUUAAUGGUAAAUGCUCGGGCGGUCUAAAAUCGUCUUUGGCUGAUUAUGAUACAACCGCCGACAGGCUGGCCUGAGGUCUUUUUUAGUCAAAUUCUUUGUUGCGCAUAAUAGCAAAAUCUAUCGACUGGUCAAGAAUCUCAGCAGCACUACAUAUAUAAAAGCAUCAUUGCCUCAUUUGUGUACGAUUUUCUUUUUUUUUUCUGGUUUUAGCUAACGCUUAACAGAGGCCGAAUAAACAAUACAAAAAACAAAUAUAUAUUGUUACCGCUAGACAUAUCACUUACUUAGCAUUAAACCACUCUUGUCUAGCCGUUGAUUUCUACAACUGGAACUUUCUUAAGGCUUCUUUUCCUCAAGCAACGAAUGCAGUCAAUUCGUUGGUGUCAUUCUAUCUCAUUAAGAACAAUAUCCAUAGUCAGAACAUUUUCUGUUAAAAACGCUGUAUGAAUGGUUUUGUAUUACUUGGUAUAUAUAUAUAUAUAUAUAAUGAAUUUCAUUGGAAGUUUUUUUUACUUAGAUAAACGCAAAUAAACGUAAA